Diaporthe citri is the source of this 2019-nucleotide messenger RNA. RefSeq lists its product as uncharacterized. The transcript is spliced from 2 exons. Gene Ontology annotation, biological process: ribosomal large subunit biogenesis; protein import into nucleus. Bases 1 to 2019 code for a protein of 672 amino acids. The record is from RefSeq and is a predicted model, not a curated record. Lineage: Eukaryota; Fungi; Ascomycota; Sordariomycetes; Diaporthales; Diaporthaceae.
AUGGGCAAAUCACGGAGAAACAGAGCUCAUGCUCAUCGCGCAGACCCCAUAUCUGCCGCCAUAAAGCCAGUCAAGGCCCCAACCGAUCCUGAGCUUGCUGCCCUCAGAGAGAAGCGAAUUCUCCCCGUCAUAAAUGAUCUCCGCAGCGUUGACCCCAGCGCUCGAUCAGCAGCUGCUGGCGCUGUCGCCAACAUUGUCCAGGAUGCAAAGUGCCGCAAGCUCCUCCUGCGGGAGCAGAUCGUUCCCAUCGUCCUCACCGAGACCCUCACAGAUGCAAGCCUGGACAGCAGGGCUGCUGGAUGGGAGAUAUUGCGUGUGAUCGCUUCAGAGGAAGAGAGCGAUUUCUGCGUUCACCUGUUCCGUCUUGAUGUGCUGUCUGCCAUAGAGCAUGCUGGCAAGAAUGCAAUUACAGAGUCAUCUUUCGCCAAGGCACCCAAGGCUCAGCAACAGGUCGUGUGGAAUAUCACGACAGCCCUUAUUGCCUUGAUCAACGCCCUGGCUACAGCUCGGGACGAGAUUCUGGACGCCAUAGCCUCUAAUCCACAGAUCCUACCAUUCCUAUGCUUCCUUGUCACUCAUACUUCAACGCCAUAUGAGACCUCUACCGAAGCUCUCAGCUGUCUGAUGUCGCUGUCCGAGGACAACCUCAAAGUAUCGCAGCUCGUGCUCGCUGAUCCAUCGGGUUGUUUCAGGACCCUGACGAAGUUCAAAGAGGGUAUCGACAUCAAGUCAGUGUAUUCCUGCGGUGUCCUGCACAACAUCUUCUCAUCACUCGAGUGGCACGACGCAAGCCCUGGUCAGGAUGGUGCCACAGAUGCACAACUAAUACCGAGUUUGUCUCGUGUGCUGGAACGGACGAGGCAGGACCCUAAGACAAACCAAAUUGGUGGAGUCUCUCCUGAGGCUGUGUCACUUGCACUGGAAAUUCUGGCCUCUAUCGCAACGGAUCUGCAGGGGACUGUGGCUAAGGGCAACAAGGACAAGGAGGAGUGGAAUGGGAUCGAGGACGACGAGGCAAUGGAAGAGGACGACGACGACAAAGUGAAGCAAGAAGGCGAAGAUGAAAAUGGAGACGCUGCAGAUCCCAUGGAGGCUGACGGAGUCGAGGGUGGAGAAGACGACGAGAUGGAUGACGACGCGAUGGAAGCAGACCUGGACCUCGUCACGGGGGGAGACGACGAUGCCGAGGACGACAGCGGGAUCGAUGACUUACCGACGCUCAAGGAGUUUAUGACGAAAGCGGUACCACACAUCAUCCGCAUGGCCAACCUGGCACCUGCGUCCGACGAAGCCGUGGCGAUUCAGAGUGAGGCAUUCUCCGCUCUCAACAACAUAUCGUGGACAUUAUCUUGUUUCGACUAUUCGGAGACUGGCAAUGCCGGCAUUCUGAAGGCUUGGACGCCUGCAGCCAAGCGAGUCUGGUCCAACGUCAUCGCUCCCGUACUCGCGACGGACACAGCAGAUAUCUCCUUAGCUUCCCUUGUCACCAGCAUCGCAUGGGCCGUCUCCCGCACUCUACAAGGGUCGACGCCUCUCGUAGGCGACGAGCACCGGAAAUUCAUCGCUCUCUACAAAGCCUCUAAGGGCUUGCCCGCGAAAGCGGAAGACCAGGCCAGCCAAGAAGAAGCCGACCCAUUCCAAGCCCUCGGAGUCAAGUGCGUCGGCGUGCUGGGUCAGCUUGCCCAGGAUCCUGCACCCAUCAGCCUCAACCGCGAGGUGGGCAUCUUCCUGGUCACCAUCCUCAACGCGCUGCCGGACACGCCAGCCGCGGAUGCGGUGGAGGCUCUGAACCAGGUCAUGGAUGUCUACGGCAAUGAAACCCACGCGUGCGACAAGGAGGUGUUCUGGAACGACAACUUCCUGAAGCACCUCGAGGACAUCCUUCCCAAGGCCAAGGCUGUGGCAAAGACGAUUGACAAGAGGGGCGCAACAGCUGAGCUGAGAUUCCGUGCAGAUGAGGCCGUUCUAAACCUGGGCCGCUUCAUCCAGUAUAAAAAGAAAAACCCGCCGAAACCUUGA